UGUCAGUGUACAGGGAUCAUGACGAGCAGAAGACAAUGGUGCCUCUAGCACUAAGCUUGGUGAAGUUUACUCAUUGCGAGAAAGACAUUUACAGCAGUUUUGUUCCGCAGAACUGUCCUAUCUGUGGAGAAAACACAGUGAGCUCCUGGGACGUGGGGCUGGCUCCUGUCAGCAUUCCUUGCCCUUUCAGCGAUGCACACAGUGAGAAAUGCUGCUUUGUACUGAAGCCAACACAAGGCCAAUUUAUAGGAGAGUAUGAUGGCUGCUCAGACCUCCAUGUCGGGAUUACCAGUUCUGAAGGAAUUGUUCACCAUUACAAUGAUACAGGAAUCCACAAAGACAGUGCAGGCUGGGAACAAUGUGUGAGUGUACCACUGGUCCCGCCAGAUCAGUAUGCUCUGAUCCACCAAUGGGAUUCCUAUCUAGAAGAGAUCUCGUCUGCUGAAAAAUGGCUUUUGUACCGAUAUGAUGAACAAAACCACAACUGUUACACUUUCGCUCUGACAUUUAUCAACAGCCUGCUGCAUCUGCAAGGAAAGAAAACUUUUAGCAAAGAUGAAUUUACAGAAAGAUUUGUCUUACCAAGAACUCGACGAGCCUCGAAAUACAUUACCUUGUGUCAUGAGGUAUCCCAGAAUGCUUUUUACAUCACAGAUCACUUCAGUCUCAAACCUCAGGUGAUUUCUGUAGGUAGAAUGGUAUAA
Messenger RNA from Nanorana parkeri, 704 nucleotides. RefSeq names its product MKRN2 opposite strand (gene MKRN2OS). The record is from RefSeq and is a predicted model, not a curated record. Bases 36 to 704 code for a protein of 222 amino acids. The transcript is spliced from 4 exons. NCBI's taxonomy places the organism in Eukaryota, Metazoa, Chordata, Amphibia, Anura, Dicroglossidae.